AAAUGUUAAAUGUUAUAAAGUUGAAGGUCCUUACGAAAUUAUCCAUUAAUUGAAUUCACAGUUCGGAACGAGACCGUUCGCCGCCAUACUCUCGGGUGUCUUCCUCUCUAUACGCCCGCCGGUUGCUCUCAUAUCGGGGCCUCCGUCAUCGGAAGUUUACACUCAUUGAUUAGAAAUGUCAUUGGCUGCUAGUGCUGUUGGGCAUCCUGCUACUUUUCCAACAGGGCAUCAAGGCUGUAAACAAAUAAAGCACAUUGCAUUUGUUCCAGUUGGACUAAAACCUCUUCACCCAAGAAUACAAAUCAGUGAAUGCAGAAGACAAAUAACAUGUGCUACACAAGGGAGACGCUCUUCCGUAAUUUGUGCAGCUGCUCUGAAUGCGAGAUGUUCUGCUGAAGGGCAAACCCAAACUGUCACUCGUCAAUCAUCAACCAUUACAGUUGCACCUGUUCAAGGGAAGGAAAAAUCUCCAGAGCUUGAUGAUGGUGGGACAGGAUUUCCACCCCGUGAUGAUGAUGGUGAUGGUGGUGGCGGUGGCGGUGGUGGAGGCAAUUGGUCAGGUGGGUUCUUCUUUUUUGGCUUUCUUGCUUUCCUGGGACUUCUAAAGGACAAAGAAAGCGAGUCACCAUAUCAAGAGGACAGAAGAAGAUGAAAGAACUAUUUGAAUGUGCAAUGCACCUCGAAAACGUGUAGGUCCUAUAGGCAUGUGACUGUUUCCCUUCUAUUCAUUUCCCCUCAAUUUUUUGAAGUUAUGGUUGAAGGUCUAAUAAUGCUUAUUGGCCCUCAAGAUUUUUACAACUGUUGUAGUGAAUGCUAUGCUAUAUACUAGAGAGUUGAAUGUCAUGAGUCACGAUCUUCUCCAGGCAGUAGCAAGAUGAUAAAAUACAGAAGCAUAA
This is a messenger RNA of Ipomoea triloba (trilobed morning glory), 896 nucleotides long. Its product is annotated as protein YELLOW LEAF 1, choloroplastic-like. The transcript is spliced from 5 exons. Bases 176 to 652 code for a protein of 158 amino acids. The record is from RefSeq and is a predicted model, not a curated record. Gene Ontology annotation, cellular component: chloroplast. Lineage: Eukaryota; Viridiplantae; Streptophyta; Magnoliopsida; Solanales; Convolvulaceae. Gene Ontology annotation, biological process: thylakoid membrane organization; chloroplast organization.